UUAGGCUCACAAUUGUCGAUAACUAUAGGCUAUUCGGGUCUAUUUAAUGAAAAAAAAAAAUAGAAUAGAGAUAUACCAAAUAAAUAAUAAGAGAUUCAUAAAAUAUAUCAAGCCAUAAUAUGCCACAUUGUUUACAUAUAAAGAUCUUUAUUCAAAUAUAUAAAUUGUUCUGUGUUGAUAAACUCAACCAGCUACUUUUUUACAUAUAAUUUCUCCAGCCUUUGAAAACAUUCUCACACAAUGGACAUUUGCUGGCAUGCAUUUUUUGUAAGUAGCCUAAGUGUUACAUACCUAUGAGGAAAAAUUACUUCUUUUCAGUAAUUUAUAGUAUUUGAUCUUGCCAAAAACGCAUCUAUGAGGUAUUGUCAGUUUUGUUUCCUACCCUGUCAGUUUAAGAUUCGAAGCAGAUUCGACAGGUACGCCACCUUUCGAAAUACUUGUGAAAUGCACCGCUUGGUGUUUCAAAUCACUUCAUCACGUGACAUGGGUGUUUCGAAUCACAUUUCGGAGCAGUGUUUCGAAACAUUUACGCUUCGGGAUCUCGACACAGUGUCGAAACGUCAGUUUCGCGGGAGCCAUCCCUAUUGGCAGGAUGAUGUCUACAAUAAUAGUGCAAGGGGGUGAAACACCUGCAUUCCUGUCUCCAAGUGUAGUGGACUACAUUGUAUUUGGGGACAUCCUUCAAGUUCAUGUGUCACCUGAUGAUAUAGGUGACCCUGAUUUAAGGGAGAACCUCAAUAAGGUUCAAGAUGCAACCUUGCAGGAUGAUUUGGAGAAGGCAGUCAGCUGUUGUGACUCAUGGCGAUAUCAAGUAGAGGGGCUUCCACUCGUAGUCACCAUGGCCAACAGAGAUGUGUUUGUGAAAAAUGCAGUUUUAUACCAUACUGUUGUGCAACGGCAGAGCUGUCUUGAUCAACUCAUUGAUGGCUUGUCCCACUAUGGAGUUUUAUCACUCCUGAGAGAGAACCCCAGCUUGCGUGUGCUACUUGACAUACCAGGAGAGGACAAAUGUCAAGAAGCUGAUUUUGUAGCUGGUAUUCUCAAACCAAGCUACUCCGUACUGGGGAGCAACAGAAGAGCUAAGGAGGAGUUGAUAGUGAUCAAAUUUAGGGAGUUUCUCCAAUGUGUUGAAAAUAAAGAGCUGAGAGACACAUAUGGGGACAGGACUCUAACCAACAGUGAGGAGGCAUUCCUGAAGACUUUGAGACCUGGUCACAUCCUGGCAUUUGCUACAGGGAGCAGCAAAGUCCCAGCCAUUGGCUUUCAUCCAUCUCCUAAAUUAAUGUUUAUUCAUGAUGAAAAAAAACAUCUUCCCAUUGCGCACACUUGUGCAAAUGAGCUUCACCUUUUUGUAAACGCAAAAACAAUGGCUGAUGAUGAUUGAGUUUGAGUUUGAGUUUAUUUAUUUAAGAAAUGGGACAAUGCACAUUCAUAGCCACGCAACACAUAGAGCAUGAAAAUAUGCCAAAUUUAGCCAUACAGGCUAAUUUUCAUUUGUAGUCCCAGGCAGGCGGAUGUUAAAUAACACAAUUACAAUUAAAAUACUAAAUUCUAAUAAAAAUAACCAUAUCAUACAUUUUCCAAACAGCAUAAUCAUAACCAACAAAACACACACUACACCAAAUCAUGACAACAUUUUUGAUUAUCUAAUAGAUGAAUUGAUUACCAUGAUGAAUUUAACUACUGCUUCCUAGUAGCACUAAUGAAUGGAUCUUUAUUCAGCACCAUUUAAACAAACAGUUAAUUUGUUAAAGAACCCCUGCAGUGUAAUACACCAAUGUUUAGUGCAGGGCUCCACAUGUUUGUUCAUAAACGACAUAGUUUGUCCAUGUUUUAAAGCAAUGGUUUUAAUUGCAGUACACAAGAAAUCUUAAAAAGAAAUACUUAAGCUUGUGUUGUUCCAUCUUGCUCCACACUUCGCCCUGUUUUCUUACAAAAUUUUUUUUUACCUCUGUGAGAACUAUCU
Molecule: messenger RNA, 1966 nt
Organism: Paramisgurnus dabryanus
Lineage: Eukaryota; Metazoa; Chordata; Actinopteri; Cypriniformes; Cobitidae
Product: G2/M phase-specific E3 ubiquitin-protein ligase-like
Molecular function (GO): ubiquitin-protein transferase activity
Source: RefSeq, a predicted model, not a curated record